GGGUACACAAUGGUUGCGGUCCGCUGAUCCAUCCAAAGCUGCAGUUCUGAUGAGUGUGGCCCAUUUCUGGGUCAGUGAACAAAAUGGCACCUGACACACUGAAUGGGGAACAGACAGGGCACACCGAGGCUAUAAAACAUACACACACACGUGCACGCAAGCACGCACAAACACACGCACAGACACGCACUCACGCUCUCAACCAAAAGUGCAUUCACAUGCUGACACAGAUUCUCACAAACCUAAACUCACACUCCCCGUCGAAAGAUUUCACUGACAUGAGUUCAUCGCCGUAUUUCCCAGCGCGAUCCGCGCUGUUCCGUAAGGAGGCCAAUGGAGUGACGUACCGUGUCCCUGCCCUGCUCUACCUGUCCCUGUCCAACUCCUUCCUGGCCUUUUGUGAGGAGAGACUCAGCCCCUCAGACGCCCAGGCUCACCUGCUGGUCAUGCGCAAGGGCACAUUCUACAGGAACUAUGUAGAGUGGGAGGACAUGAGUGUUCUGGGUACGGCUCAGUUGGCGGGCCACCGGUCGAUGAACCCGUGUCCUCUGUAUGACGAGUUCACAGGCACCCUCUUCCUGUUCUUCAUCGCUGUGCUGGGCCACACCUCCGAGUCCUACCAGCUGGUGACGGGUAAGAAUGUAACGCGCCUCUGCUUCAUCUCCAGUAACGACCAGGGCAACACCUGGAGCCCUGCCACUGACCUCACCAAGAGGGUCAUAGGAGACACCAUCAAAGACUGGGCAACCUUCGCCCUGGGCCCGGGACACGGCAUCCAGCUCAAGUCAGGCCGUCUGCUGGUGCCAGCGUACGCCUACCACAUCGACUGCAAGGAGUGCUUUGGCCAGUUGUGCCUGACCACACCCCACGCUUUCUGUUUCCAUAGCGACACCCACGGGCGGACGUGGCGUUUUGGGGAGGCGGUGCCAGGGCCAGAGAGCGUGGAGUGCCAGAUGGUGUCUGUGGAUCAGGAGGAUGGCACCAACGUGCUGUACUGUAACGCCCGGAGCCCUCUGGGCUGCAGGGUCCAGGCCCUCAGUCUGGAUGAUGGAGCUGUCUUCCAGGAUGGACAGCUGGUGCAGCGGCUCACAGAGCCACGUAAUGGCUGCCACGGUAGCGUAGUGGGGUUCCCUGCCCCCCUACACCUCAACCUCCGCCCUCGGCCACCCACCCACGCCAGACACUGGACAUCCUUCGAGGCUAAGACUGGUGACUCCUCCCCACCCACCGGCCCUCCCCCUCCCAGCUCCCCACAGAAUUUCCUUACACCCACCUGGGUGGUGUACUCCCACCCGACGUGGACCAACGUGAGGAAGGACCUGGGGGUGUACCUCAGCCUGUUCCCCCGUGACCCGGACAGCUGGUCUGGCCCGUGGGUGAUCUACGAGGGCCCCAGUGCCUACUCUGACCUGGCCUACCUGGAGCUGCCGUCAGCUGGGGCCCCGUCGGCCGUGGCCUUCGCCUGUCUGUUUGAGUGCGGCACCAGCACAGCUUAUGAUGAGAUCUCCUUCAGCAUCUUCACCCUCUACGAGCUCAUUGACAACCUGCCACGCAACACAAAGUCAGGCAGCGACACACAGCUACUCAGCAACACACAGCCACCCAGCAACACACAGUCACCCAGCAACACACAGCCACCCAGCAACACACAGCCACCCAGCAACACACAGCCACCCAGCAACACACAGUCACCCAGCAACACACAGCCACCCAGCAACACACAGAGCUUCCACAACACAACACAACGCAAGCAAGAGAGACCAGAGGCGAGGAAGAGGAGGACGAGGAAUAUAUGUGGUCUUUGCAAUGUUUCCUAACUGCUAAUUAACCGUUAAUCCUAGUGUUUUCUGCUCGUUUCCUUCUGAAGCUCAUGAAAAAAGUGUACAACAGAGUCAUAUUUAAAUGCGGUCCACAGAGUUCUGACGUUUUACGUCUGCUGAUGAAUUUGUUUUGUCUGAUAUCUAGUCCAUCCACGCCUAGUAACCCUCGACUUAAUGCACAUACUGUGUGUUUACAUGUAGUGGUUGUGUCACGAUAAUGCAGAAACAUUGCUGUAGUAGCCACGAUUUAUUGAAUAUUAGCCAGGGGCAGCCUACAGAUGUAGGAUCUUAAUUUGAGCCAGUUUGCUCCUGCUGCAAAAGGAAAUGUGAAUUAUUACGUGUAUUAUAAUGAAUGGACAUUUUUGUAAGGGUUGAUACAUUUUUCAUAUAGGGAAAAUCAAGUCUGAAAUUACUAAGUGGGAAUGACAAACUAAAUAAUCAUUUUUAAACCUAAAAUGCACUGCACGUUUUAAAUGUCGUGCAUUGCAGGAAAGUUAUCCUGCAGAAGGGUGAUCAAAUGAAGAGCCUACAUCUGUAUAACUUGAAAUGCAUUUUCUGCUGGAUUGUUGUAAUCGACCAAGAACACCACUAGAUGCUCACAAACAUAACUUUGAAUCAUCCUUUAUUAAACCAACCAUCCUUUAUUAAACCAACCAUUCUUUAUUAAACCAACCAUCCUUUAUUAAACCAACCAUUCUUUAUUAAACCAACCAUUCUUUAUUAAACCAACCAUCCUUUAUUAAACAAACCAUCCUUUAUUAAACCAACCAUUCUUUAUUAAACCAACCAUUCUUUAUUAAACCAACCAUUCUUUAUUAAACCAACCAUAUUUUAUUAAACAAACCAUCCUUUAUUAAACCAACCAUUCUUUAUUAAACCAACCAUUCUUUAUUAAACCAACCAUUCUUUAUUAAACAAACCAUCCUUUAUUAAACCAACCAUUCUUUAUUAAACCAACCAUUCUUUAUUAAUCCAACCAUUCUUUAUUAAACCAACCAUUCUUUAUUAAACCAACCAUUCUUUAUUAAACCAACCAUCCUUUAUUAAACAAACCAUCCUUUAUUAAACCAACCAUUCUUUAUUAAACCAACCAUUCUUUAUUAAACCAACCAUUCUUUAUUAAACAAACCAUCCUUUAUUAAACCAACCAUUCUUUAUUAAACCAACCAUUCUUUAUUAAUCCAACCAUUCUUUAUUAAACCAACCAUUCUUUAUUAAACCAACCAUCCUUUAUUAAACCAACAAUCCUUUAUUAAACCAACCAUUCUUUAUUAAACCAACCAUUCUUUAUUAAACCAACCAUAUUUUAUUACACCAACCAUCCUUUAUUAAACCAACCAUUCUUUUUUAAACCAACCAUCCUUUAUUAAACCAACCAUUCUUUAUUAAACCAACCAUUCUUUAUUAAACCAACCAUCCUUUAUUAAACAAACCAUCCUUUAUUAAACCAACCAUAUUUUAUUACACCAACCAUCCUUUAUUAAACCAACCAUUCUUUUUUAAACCAACCAUCCUUUAUUAAACCAACCAUUCUUUAUUAAACCAACCAUUCUUUAUUAAACCAACCAUAUUUUAUUACACCAACCAUCCUUUAUUAAACCAACCAUUCUUUUUUAAACCAACCAUUCUUUAUUAAACCAACCAUUCUUUAUUAAACCAACCAUUCUUUAUUAAACAAACCAUCCUUUAUUAAACCAACCAUUCUUUAUUAAACCAACCAUUCUUUAUUAGACCAACCAUUCUUUAUUAAACCAACCAUUCUUCCUCUGCAGUAUUUGUGUACUGAUUGGUACACUACAUGAGCAAAAGUAUGUGGACACCUGCUUGUUGAACAUCUCAUUCCAAAAUCAUGGCCAUUAAAAUGGAGUUGGUCUCCCCUUUGCUGUCAUAACAGC
Oncorhynchus mykiss (rainbow trout) is the source of this 3715-nucleotide messenger RNA. It is a transcript of the gene neu4, whose product is annotated as sialidase 4. NCBI's taxonomy places the organism in Eukaryota, Metazoa, Chordata, Actinopteri, Salmoniformes, Salmonidae. Gene Ontology annotation, cellular component: cytoplasm; membrane; intracellular membrane-bounded organelle. Gene Ontology annotation, molecular function: exo-alpha-sialidase activity. Gene Ontology annotation, biological process: ganglioside catabolic process; oligosaccharide catabolic process. The record is from RefSeq and is a predicted model, not a curated record.